Alnus glutinosa is the source of this 521-nucleotide messenger RNA. Its product is annotated as protein DELETION OF SUV3 SUPPRESSOR 1(I)-like. The transcript is spliced from 3 exons. NCBI's taxonomy places the organism in Eukaryota, Viridiplantae, Streptophyta, Magnoliopsida, Fagales, Betulaceae. The record is from RefSeq and is a predicted model, not a curated record. Gene Ontology annotation, biological process: double-strand break repair via homologous recombination; mRNA export from nucleus; proteasome assembly. The coding region runs from base 126 to 359 and encodes 77 amino acids. Gene Ontology annotation, cellular component: proteasome regulatory particle, lid subcomplex; proteasome complex.
ACCGCCUUUUUGUUUUGCUUAAAAGCCUUGCCCUGUACGUUUUCUCUUCGCCGAAACCAGAACGUUCUAGGGAUUUCAUCCGAGUUCUCUCCCAGACUCUCUCUGCACUAGUGUGAGCUUUGGCAAUGGCGGCGGAGCCCAAGGCAGCGACUGAGGAGGCGAAGAUCGAUUUGUUCGAGGACGACGAUGAGUUCGAAGAGUUCGAAAUCAAUGAAGAGUGGGAGGACAAGGAGGAAGGAAAAGAAGUGACACAGCAGUGGGAAGACGAUUGGGAUGAUGAUGAUGUUAAUGAUGACUUCUCUUUUCAGCUGAGGAGGGAAUUGGAGAACAAUACGGAGAGAACUGAGCUAAAAUUUUAGACUCAUCCUUGUUAUUAUUCUCUGCACCUGCGCAUACUUAGUCUCUAUCUGCUCUCUUUCCUUUCUUAAUGUAUGCACAUUAUAUUUCUCAAAGCACCAUAUGAACUUCUGUAUGAAAUCUUUUGCUUGCACAAUGGAAAUUUACCCCCAAGUUUCCGCUUA